GAGCAGCAGUAAACGCCAGAGCAGCAAUGCAGCAAGCAAACGCCACAACAAACACUUACGCAACAACUAAUAGCGCAACAACAAAAACAACACAUGCAGCCGUAACAACAACAAGCGCCGCCACGCGCAGCACAUGCGGCAAAGUGGUGCGCACCAACACGCUCGCCAAAUCCGUGCCAGCCACACCCGUACAACCGAAAUCACCAACCGCACACUUCAUAACCACCUCACCCGAAUGUGAGGGUGGCCGCGCAGCAGCAGCACGCGCCAUGUGCGUCAAUGACAACGAUGACGACGACGAUCGCUACAACAAUUGCAGCGAAUAUCUGCCACAUUCCUAUCCGAAUUUCACAUUCGAUCUGUCCGAAGACGACUCUAACGACGACUACGACGACGAGCUGGAGAUGGACGAUUCCUCGCUGGCGAUGAUCACACCGCCACCACCGUAUGUCGAUACACCGUUGCAACAAUAUGCGCGUGCGCACAUACCAGCACCGCCGUUGCACGCCACACGUACGCGCCGCGCCGCCACAGCGCCACCGCCACCGACGCGCAAGAAACUCUUUCAGAAUCGCGAAAUCUUCAACAUCAACACGCCGCCAACGACGACGAUGACGCCGAGCAGCAGCAGCUUUGCCAGCGCCAUAACGCCGACCAAGCUGAGUGCCGCAGCGGCCGCGAUGUUUGCGGCGCCACAAAUGGCGCAAUUGAACAAGAAGUGGACACAGUUGCAUCGUAAGCGGCGGCGGCGCAACAGCAGCUCUGGCGAUUCGAAGGAGUUGGACAAAUUGGUGUUGCAAUCGGUGGAUUGGGAUGAGAAUGAUAUCUAUUGAGGUUGGCUUGGGCGUAAGGCGUAGAGGCGGCAUGCGCUUUUGCUGCUUUUAGCGCGCUCUGCUUACAUACAUACAUACAUAUGUAUGUAUACACUUUCGGCGUUUCUUUACUUGGCUUAAACGUAGUCUCACAUGCAUACUUUUUCCAUUCAAAAUACAUACAUAGUAUAUACAAAUACAACAAGCAUAUAAUAAAUAAUAGUAAUCUACAUGCAUACAUAUAUAUAGUAUAAUCAUAAUUUAAAUGCGUACAUACAUACAAACUAAAAAAAAAACAGCAUAAGCAGAUGAAGCAAAGUACAUAGUAGCGUUAAGUGUACCAGUAGGCCACAAUAACAGUAAAGUAAAAUAAGCGCGGAAGAGCGAGUAAGAUCGCAAGCGUUAAUCACUUAGUAAGCGUAGCUGUAUUAGACUUUGUAUUCGGCAAAGUAAAGAUUUUUUGAGAAAUAUUUAAAUAAUAUUUAUAAUAUAAAAUAACGAAAAAGACAAGUUGUAUUAUAUGUGUAAGCGCAUACAUACAUACAUACAUGCAUGCCAACAAGCACACACAGCGUCAUUCUGAGUUAUGUCUUCACGCACACAUGCUCUGAACUAGUAAUAGACACCAAGACUAAAGUUGCGCCACAAACUAAAGAAACCAUGCGGUGUUCCAAACAUGCCCUCACUAGUAUUUUUUAAUACUUUUUUGUACUGAAAAGUAUUUUGUAAUUUUUUUUUUACACCUUUGUCAUU
Bactrocera tryoni is the source of this 1565-nucleotide messenger RNA. RefSeq lists its product as uncharacterized. The coding region runs from base 27 to 833 and encodes 268 amino acids. The transcript has a single exon. The record is from RefSeq and is a predicted model, not a curated record. Lineage: Eukaryota; Metazoa; Arthropoda; Insecta; Diptera; Tephritidae.